AUCCGGUUCGCGACGGAUCAGUAACAGUCGCGAAUGCACGAACGGGCGUAGAGGAAGCGCCGUGGAAAAUAUAAUAGGAGAGGACGUCGCAGACAAGGAGCCAUGAAGCUUCUGCUGCAGUUAGCGGCAUCGAUUCUCCUGACAUCCGUUUGCGCCAGCGGCUGGCCUUAUCGUGAAAUAGUGGGCGUCGGGCAAUCGGCAGCGCCGUUGCUCGUUGCACCAGUUUAUGGACUCGCACCUGCGACGCGCCUGUUGCCACCGGAGGCGGAAAAAGAGUUGGCAACCGUCGUUGCCGGUCCUGUGACGGGGACCACGUUCGUCGAAGGAUCUUCUUCGGGACCUGUGACAAUCCAGUUGCCAGGAAACGCGGUCAAUCAAGUCGAGAACGUCCUACCGCCGAUAGAAAAAGCGAGCGAUGUGGCAAGUGUAUCCGAUGAUUCAGUGCUCAUUAAGGGAGCCUCGGCGGGCCCGGUAACGCUCGUCGCUGCUUCCGACAAUUCUGUCGUCAGUGCCGAUAACGCAGCGUCAGCUCGAGUUGCAACAAAGAACGAGGCUGUUGCAUCGUCAGCAUCGGGGAAGGCGACAGUCGCGAUAGAAAACACAGAGGAAUCAGCGAGGAACACGGCGAUCAGCGAAACAGUCGGUGUGGCGUCAGCGAAGGCUGUUAUAGGUCCUUCCACGGGGCCCAUAGUCAUCGUUGGUCCCACUGCUCCACCGCUGCCAACGAUCAUACCCCCGACAGUUACGCCACUGGAAGCUGCAACUUCGGAUGCCAGCAUUUCUGCUAGGGCUGCUUCAACUGCCAGCAGUUCUGCUAGCACAACUUCCACUACCAACGUAGCUUCUACUAUCAGUAAUUCUGCCAGCAGUUCUGCUAGCGCAACUUCGUCUGCCAGCAGUUCUGUUAACACAGCUGCACCUGUCAGCAGUUCUAGUAAUGCAGCUUCGACUGCUAGCAGUUCUGCUAGUGCAUCAACUGCCAGCAACUCUGACAGCGCAGCAGCGACUGCAGCUGCCAAUAUUGCAGCUUCAGAGGCAGAAUCUCCUAGAGAACUAAACAAUGGACCUAGUCUCGCAAGAGAUGCAACAGAGGAAACAGGAGCAGAGGUUUCGACGUCCAGCUCGACCGUGGCGACACAGAAUUCUGGGAAUUCCGUGGUAACCGCCUCAGCCAGGGUUAAUUUCAUUACGCCUGCAGCUACAAUCGCAGUCGACGAGGCAUCCUUAAGUAACGUUGUCGUAUCAACGCCAACGGUUCCCUCAGCAGUCGUUUCCGUACCCUCGGGUUCCAUUUCCGCCGCCGCCGCUAGCGCGCUGUACUUGCAAGCGCCACUCUAACCGUCCUCAGAACUCGAACUACUGUUUGUUUGUUCGGUACUUUCACCAAGCGAACGUCGAUUUAACCCUUUGUUGCGUGA
Messenger RNA from Hylaeus anthracinus, 1418 nucleotides. RefSeq names its product streptococcal hemagglutinin-like. The transcript has 4 exons. Lineage: Eukaryota; Metazoa; Arthropoda; Insecta; Hymenoptera; Colletidae. The record is from RefSeq and is a predicted model, not a curated record. Bases 103 to 1338 code for a protein of 411 amino acids.